GGAGAAGAUAAACAGAAAAGUGGCACAGUAGCUGCUGACGUUGUGUACAUCUCAAAUGGGCGUAUAAAAUGUCUGUGUGACACAGCUCUGGGUCUCGCUUGCAUUAAACUGGCUUGCAUUUUAUUGAAGCUCCGUUGUUAAGGUCACAGCUAAUGGUUGUAACAAUAUGGAGAGUGACCUGAAGCCCCAGGAUCAAAAGGACUUAGACAAGUUUAUUAAGUUCUUUGCACUUAAGACUGUCCAGGUGAUAGUCCAAGCCAGACUGGGAGAGAAGAUCUGCACUCGCUCGUCAUCAUCGCCUACUGGAUCUGACUGGUUUAAUUUGGCCAUCAAAGACAUCCCAGAGGUUACCCAUGAAGCCAAAAAGGCACUGGCUGGCCAGCUUCCAGGCAUCGGGCGCUCCAUGUGUGUUGAGAUCUCUCUGAAGACAUCAGAGGGGGACUCGAUGGAGUUAGAGACUUGGUGCCUGGAGAUGAAUGAAAAGUGCGAUAAGGAAAUCAAGGUGUCAUAUGCAGUCUAUAACCGUCUGUCUGUCCUCCUGAAGUCUCUGCUGGCCAUCACCAGAGUCACGCCUGCUUAUAAACUGUCCAGAAAGCAGGGACACGACUAUGUCAUACUCUACAGGAUCUACUUCGGAGAGGUCCAGCUGAGUGGAUUAGGAGAAGGUUUCCAAACGGUGCGCGUUGGAGUUGUUGGCACCCCUAUCGGUACAAUCACACUUUCGUGCGCCUACCGCACCAAUCUGGCAUUCAUGUCUAACAGGCAAUUCGAAAGGUCGGCUCCCAUCAUGGGGAUCAUCGUGGAUCACUUUGUGGAUCCUCCCUGCAGCAGCCAGCGUCCAGCAAACAUGGGCCAUCCGUGCAACUACAGGGCUCCCGAUGAAGAGGACGGAGGGCAGUUUGCAGGCGUUCAGGACUCACAGGAGGUCUGCGCCACCUCCUUCUCCACCUCCCCUCCCUCUCAGUGUGUGUGUACGCUGAGCCCGUCUCCCUCUAAACUGCCCAAGCCCCUCCCGCUGGAUAGUCUGCAGCUCCCAUUGGCUCCUGGACUUGUCACUCACACUCUGUACGCCUCCAGGUUAUCCUACCAGCCGACGGCUCUAGCAGGAGCUGCAGAGUUUUGUCACCCUGCUUCCAAUCCAAACCAGGUCUUGCAUGCGGGGAAGGAAGGCGGGGCUCUGUUGAUGCCUCCUCAUGGAGCAGAUGUUCAUCUGACAGUAGAGCAUGCCCCCAACACACCGAGCAGCAGUGGCGAUGAUGACGGCUUGUCGCAGAGCGGAGAAGGACGCAAAGAAGAAGGGCGGAGGAGCGUUUCUCCCUCGGACCCUGUGGAGUCGCUCAAUGCGUUCACAAGGAAGGUCGGAGCCUUUGUUAAUAAACCCAGCACACAGAUAACAGCAGCCAGUCUGGACCUGCCAUUUGCUGCGUUUGCUCCUCGAGGCCUGGACUCGGAGGAGAAUGAUCCUAUGGUUCACCCUCCAGAUUCUCCUCCCUGCCCAUCCCCUCUGCAGGGCAGCCUUCAUUCUCAGGGCUCAGAGGGGUCAGGGCAGCAAGACGACUUUGUCAUGGUUGAUUUUCGUCCGGCCUUCUCUAAAGACGACUUGCUGCCAAUGGAUUUGGGCACCUUCUACAGAGAGUUUCAGAAUCCUCCACAACUGGCCAGUCUCUCGCUUCACAUCAGUUCCCAAUCGAUGGCUGACGACCUGGACUCGCUGCCGGAGAAGCUGCGCGUCUAUGAGAAAAACAUAGACGAGUUCGACGCCUUCGUGGACAUGCUUCAGUAGGCAAGGAGUGAGAAGGACUUCCUGAGGAGACAAAGACAAAGAAAUGGACACUGAAAAAUGAAUGAAAGGGAGAAGCAGACUGGAGGCUCCUCUGGUUGUUUGUCCUGUGAAAAUUACUCUGACUAAAUCACCGUGUUUCAAUGUGAAAUUUCCCUCUCCUUCCUGUCAAGUACACUUAACAGCUUGUACAUCUUCACUGUAAAUACUAUGUUAUCUCCUGUGACACUGACACACACCCCCCUCUGUGGUCCGGUAGGGUUGAUCCAACUCAAAGGUCUUCAUUUUCUCUGUGGUGUAAAUCGGCUCUCGUCUUCAGUGUGUAAUCAAAUCAGAUGAUCGUGGCGUUUUCAGUCACUUCAGACAACCGCCCACAUCCGAGGACAGGCUACCUGCAUUCUUGAGAACUGUAGCUCACCGCCGAACACUAAACUCACCACGGCCUUGCUGAUCAUAUCUGAGCUGAAGCUGAUGGAUCUACAAGUCGAAUGAGUACGUUUCACAUUACGAGUUUUCUCUUUAAAGCCGGUCUGGACAAAGAAAGUUGCACAUGGCCUUGCAAGAGGAUUUCUGUGCUCGACUUUACAGCGAAGGCGGCGCUCGCUUCAAUGUCCCUCAGCAGGUUUUCCCAGCUGGUCUGGGGAUUUAAACUGCCAACUUCAGCAUUUGCAAAUGUCCCCAGUGGAAUGUAAAGUGAAUUAACUGCUGUACAGAAAACAUUUCCACGCUUCAGUUUGCUUUGCAACAACACUCAGUUGCCAGUUAAACCACGUACUCCUAGCUGAAACUAAUACAGCAUCCCGCUCCUGCGAUAACAUGUCGAUUUUUGUUGAAACUUAAUGAUCAUUUGGAAGGUUGGUAAUUGUGAAUCGAGGGGAAUAAAGGACCCCCCCAGUUCAAUAAAAUUUACCACCAUCUUAAAUCGCAGCCUUGAAAAUGACCAUGAGGUUUAACCAGCCCCAGUUUAAUCAAGAAGUCAACAUAACCUGCGUGGAUACUGGAUUUUAUUGCAGGAUGUUAGUUUGAGCUUUCCAGUAGCCUGGUGUUUACCGUGCGCUCUUCGACAUGCUUAUGUUUAUUUUGAUUUCUUUUUUUAUUAAAAGAGGGAAACAUUUCCAGUUGUCUUCAGAGGGUAACAUCCAUGUCUGUUCAGUUUGGUUGAAAGCUUUAAACUUUUCUUUUGGUGUAGAUGUCCCAAUAAAGCUCUGUACAAACUAC
Molecule: messenger RNA, 2998 nt
Organism: Pelmatolapia mariae (spotted tilapia)
Lineage: Eukaryota; Metazoa; Chordata; Actinopteri; Cichliformes; Cichlidae
Gene: atg13
Product: ATG13 autophagy related 13 homolog (S. cerevisiae)
Exons: 18
Coding region: 167-1783 (538 amino acids)
Biological process (GO): mitophagy; piecemeal microautophagy of the nucleus; protein localization to phagophore assembly site
Cellular component (GO): phagophore assembly site; cytosol; Atg1/ULK1 kinase complex
Source: RefSeq, a predicted model, not a curated record